AUGAACGAUCCCGGUCUGGACGAUGCCGUCGCUGGCGAGGCGCAUGCUCUCGACCUGGUGGCCGAUGACCAGGUCGCCAACAGUAUUGCCUCUGGAGACGACGCGGAGAAUCGCAUAGAUACGGAAGUUCCCCAUGCAGGGCGGUGGUGGCUGGCCAGUACUGCAUACCCGCUAGUAGCAGGAACCUUUGGCCCCAUGGCCAGCGCUUUUAGUGUAUGUUCUCUAUCCCAACCGUGGCGGAUGGAGCUGGGAGGGAAAGACAUUGCUGACCCAAAAUGGGUCACUGCCAUCAACGCAAUAUCUCUGGUCUUUGCCCUCAUUUCCAACCUCUUUCUCUCGCUCAAUAUGGCCCGUCGAAUCCGCUUCGAGAUUGCUCAGCCGAUCACAAUCAUUGGCUGGUACAUCUCAUCUGCACUGCUCAUCGGGAUCCUGAUUCCCGUCGGCGUAUUAAUGUACAAGCCGCAAAAUGACGGACGCAUAUACAGUCAGGGAUACUUCUAUGCGACAUUCGCCGCGGGUCUUUACUUCAUUAUCUCCGCUCUGCUCACCGUGACAGCUUACGGCGCCUACACAGGUCAUUCCGCGCGAGAAUUCAAGUUGACAACCAGCCAGCGCACACUGAUGCUGCAGACUAUCAUUCUGUUCAUCUAUCUGCUAGGUGGUGCGGCUGUAUAUGCCAACAUAGAGGGAUGGCGGUUUUUGGACUCUGUCUACUGGGCAGACUACACACUGCUCACCAUCGGAGUUGGAAACUUCAUCCCAGAGACACAUCUUGGACGCGGUCUUCUUUUUCCGUACGCCGUUGGCGGAAUCGUGGUUCUUGGUCUGAUUAUCUCAUCCAUUCGCACCCUUAUGCUCGAGCGCGGUCGCCAAAAGAUCGCCGAUCUCCUCACGGCACACACGCACCGACUCCUCGUCAAAGAAGCCUUUUCAGACAACAACCGUCUCCGCCGACUCGUCCCCGACCUACCAGAUACGAACAAUUCCAAUACCCAAAUCAGCAAACGGGAGAGGCAGAAGCGAGAAUUCGUCACCAUGCGGCGCGUGCGACAGCUAGCAACCGUCCAAUACAAAUUGAUAUCUCUAGCCGUAUCCUUCGUGAUCUGGAUGGCAAUGUGGCUCAUCGGAGCAGUGGUAUUCUGGCGUUCUGAAGACGAGCGCAAGUGGUCCUACUUUGAAGCUCUCUAUUUCGCCUACACGACCCUGCUAACCAUCGGAUACGGCGACUUUUACCCGAUCAGCAGUCUCGGCAAAGCAUUUUUCGUCUUCUGGUCUCUUCUCGCCGUGCCAGCCAUCACCAUCCUCAUCUCUAAUAUCGGCGAUACCCUCAUCCGCUCCAUCCGUGACCUGACCCUCUUCCUCGGUGAAAUAACCAUCUUGCCCGGCGACGAGCCAUUCCUCGACCGCAUCUAUGACGUCCUGCACAUUUCCUGGAAAGACAAGUGGCUACAAGAAGUAACCGGCGAACCCAAUGAUGGCUUCCCCACAACCAAUUCAAAUGGAAACUGGAACGCCAGUGACAGAGAGAACAUCCACCACUACCACUACCUCCUCUUCCGCGAGAUCCGGAAGAUGAUGGAAUACGCACAGGGCAACAUGUCGAAGGAAUUCGACUAUUUGGAAUGGGAAUACUACCUCGCGCUUAUUUCGGGUGAGAAUAAACCGCCUGUUUCGGAUACGAUUAGCGAGAAAGAGGCGGAUGAGAAACGCGUGAGGGAGAUGAAGGAGUGGAGCUGGAUUGAUAGGAAGAACCCCCUUCUUGGGGAAAAGAGUGAAGUGCAGUGGUUGCUUAAUGCGUUGACGGAUGCGUUGGAAAGGGAAUUGAGGAAGGCUAGCCGGUCUUUCCAUUCUCCUGGGGAAAGUGAGGAGGUAGAAAGGGAGGUGAGGGAGGUAGAUUCUGCUUCUGGGGGUGGAGGGUAG
Penicillium argentinense is the source of this 1920-nucleotide messenger RNA. Its product is annotated as potassium channel family protein. Gene Ontology annotation, cellular component: membrane. The transcript has 4 exons. Lineage: Eukaryota; Fungi; Ascomycota; Eurotiomycetes; Eurotiales; Aspergillaceae. Gene Ontology annotation, molecular function: potassium ion leak channel activity. The record is from RefSeq and is a predicted model, not a curated record. Bases 1 to 1920 code for a protein of 639 amino acids. Gene Ontology annotation, biological process: potassium ion transmembrane transport; stabilization of membrane potential.